Molecule: messenger RNA, 1387 nt
Organism: Eruca vesicaria subsp. sativa (arugula)
Lineage: Eukaryota; Viridiplantae; Streptophyta; Magnoliopsida; Brassicales; Brassicaceae
Source: the annotation of a GenBank genome assembly
AAAAAAAAAAUAAAGAGAGAAAAAAAUGGGAGGAAAGGGUGCGAUGAUGGUGGCUAUACUUUGCCUUUGGGCACUCUCUGCAACAACAGAAGCAGUUGUAACAGAGGAUGAGCCAGGCUUGAUGAUGAACUUCUACAGUGACACGUGUCCUCAGGCUGAAGACAUCAUCCGUGAACAAGUCAAACUCCUUUACAAACGCCACAAGAACACCGCUUUCUCUUGGCUCCGUAACAUCUUCCACGACUGUGCCGUCGAGUCAUGCGAUGCAUCGCUUUUGCUGGAUUCGACAAGGAGAGAGCUAGGAGAGAAAGAGCACGACAGGAGCUUCGGUCUGAGAAACUUUAGAUACAUAGAGGAGAUUAAAGAAGCUCUCGAGAGGGAGUGCCCUGGUGUUGUCUCAUGUUCCGACAUCCUCGUCUUGUCCGCAAGAGAAGGCAUCGAAGCAGUGGGAGGACCACAUAUUCCAUUGAAGACAGGAAGGAGAGAUGGACGUAAAAGCAGGACUGAUAUGCUUGAGUCUUAUCUUCCCGACCACAACGAGAGUAUGUCCGUUGUUCUUGAGAAGUUCAAGUCCAUCGGUAUCGACACUCCCGGCCUUGUCGCCCUCCUCGGAUCACACAGCGUGGGAAGAACUCACUGUGUGAAGCUUGUGCACCGUUUGUACCCUGAAGUGGACCCAUCCUUGAACCCGGACCACGUCCCUCACAUGCUACACAAGUGUCCCGACUCGAUCCCUGACCCAAAGGCGGUCCAGUAUGUGCGUAAUGACCGUGGUACACCAAUGGUACUAGACAACAACUACUACCGUAACAUUCUAGACAACAAGGGUUUGCUCCUUGUGGACCACCAGCUCGCACACGACAAGCGAACCAGACCAAUUGUUAAGAAGAUGGCUAAGGACCAGGCUUACUUCUUCAAGGAGUUCACUAGAGCCAUCCAGAUCUUGUCUGAGAACAACCCUUUGACGGGUUCCAAGGGUGAGAUCAGGAAGCAGUGCAAUCUCGCAAACAAGCUUCACUGAGAUUGCAAAGAGUGAGAAGAGAGAGAGAGAGCGUCUUUGUGUUUGGGGGUUCUCUCUGCACUUUCUUGGCAUCGAGUCAAGAUGAAUAAAAAUAUAUAUUUUAAGAAGUUGAAAUGAAAUGAAAUGAAGGGGUGAUGAUGAUGAUGUAUGAUGCAUCAUAGUGGUGACCACAUAUGCACUCCUCUUUUGUCUGUGUUGUUUUAGCCUUAAUGCUUUAAUUAUGGUGGUAGUGGUAUUUGAGUUAAUUAAUCUGAAUGUUGUUUCUUUGUUGAUGUUGGCUUUGUGGUGGGGUUGAUGAUCGAAUGGAUGUAUGAUAUGAUGGACUGUGUGUGAUGUAAUAUUAAGCAAAUGGUGAAAUCGUACCUU